ACUAGGCGAAGUUCAAGGAUGUCACUAAUACAAAUUAUAAAUCAAAUUCUUUCUUCAGGACAGUAUAAGAGUGUUUUAGCACCCUUAAAAGGUCUCAGAAAUGGAGCAGUAUAUGGAGCUAAGAUUAGGGCUCCUCAUGCCCUGGUAAUGACAUUUUUAUUCAAAGGAGGACCACUUAUGAACCAAUUGAAAGGUAUUCUAGAGGCAACCUUCACCCAUUCGAAAAAUUUGGCUUCCUUUGUUUUCAUAUAUAAAAGUAUAUCGUCAGUACUAGAAAAACUACAAGGAGAUCGGUAUCAAUUUCAUUCAUUUGUGGCAGCUUUCAUAGGCGGUUACAUCGUUUUUGGAAGAUACAACAAAAUCAACGAACAGAUUAAUUUGUAUCUACUAUCAAGAAUAUUAUACGCCCUUGCCAAAUUAGCCGUCGAAAAAGGUGCCAUUCCAAAACCGAAAGGAGAACCAUUCCCAAUUUUUGGAGCUCUUGUAUGGGGUAUAGUACUUUGGCUAUUCGAACAUCAUAGAUCGACUUUACAACCAUCACUUAAAUCUUCUAUGACGUACUUAUACGACGAUUCUAAUGUAUGGCAUUCAAUUAAAGAUUUCCUUCUAUUCAAUAAAAGCGCUAAUUGA
This is a messenger RNA of Dimorphilus gyrociliatus, 630 nucleotides long. Lineage: Eukaryota; Metazoa; Annelida; Polychaeta; Dinophilidae. The record is from the annotation of a GenBank genome assembly.